This is a messenger RNA of Panicum virgatum (switchgrass), 726 nucleotides long. RefSeq lists its product as uncharacterized. The record is from RefSeq and is a predicted model, not a curated record. Lineage: Eukaryota; Viridiplantae; Streptophyta; Magnoliopsida; Poales; Poaceae. The coding region runs from base 1 to 726 and encodes 241 amino acids. The transcript is spliced from 2 exons.
AUGGCUGACCAGGGAACCUCCUCGGUGGCAGAGGCCACCCAAGCUGGAGGGGAAGGAAGGAACCAUGCAGGCGAUCCCCUGAGGUGCGCUGGGAAGGAGGUAGCGAAGUCCAGGCCGGAGGAGGAGGAGAAGCAAGUUCUAGUCGUCAACAAGAUGGGAGCACGUAAGGCUCGUCGACCACAGUUCUUGGCUGUCGGUCUGUUCCUGUCUACUCUUCUCGUGACCUCCCAGCAGCUGAUCGACCACAUGAAAAAGGUAUGGAAACUUCGUGGGCAGUUGGAAGCAAGUGCGCUGGAAUCGGAGGAGGGCAGGGAGUUCGUCCUAGCCUUCUCGGAGGAAGGAGACUGGAAGCACUCCAUCUUCGCAGGCCCGUGGCAAUACAAGAUGGAUGCUUUUCUGGUGGAAAGUUUUGCUGAAGGAGAUGACCCAUCUUCUGUUCCUUUCACACAUGUACCUAUGUGGACACAGUUUAGGAAGAUCCCCUUCUACCUGCUUUCCAAGAAGCUUGCUUUUGAUUUAGGAGAAUGUAUAGGCUCAACAAUGAUAGUGGACAGUAAUGCUAGGGGAAGCAUCAGUGACAAGUUUGUUAGGACCAGGGUUAAGCUACCUUUGUAUAGGCCCUUGCGCAAGGAAUUGUCGCUGGUUGAUGAGAUCACAGGGGAAGAGGUAGUGGUGCAGAUCAGGGCACAAGGAGGCAAGAUGCGAUAUGCCAAUGACAGAGCGUAG